AGACAAAGAGCGCGCAGGCACCGCCUCCGUCCGGGCGGCCCCUUUAAGAAGCGCGCGCCAGCUUCCAGCCCGCCUUGUAUGCAAAUGUAGCGGCGCGGCGGGAGCGCGCGGCUGAUACCCGGGACUGGGCUGCGGCGGUUAGUCCUCUCCCGGCCGCCGUCGCCUCCGACAUAUUGCCCGCAGGAGCUGCGGCGGCGAAGCGGAGAGCACCGGGGGGAGGAGAUGGGAGGACGAAGAGGUCCCAACAGGACAUCUUACUGUCGAAAUCCGCUCUGUGAGCCAGGAUCCUCGGGGGGCUCUGGUGGAAGCCACACUUCCAGCGCAUCGGUGACCAGUGUUCGUUCCCGCACCAGGAGCAGUUCUGGAACAGGCCUCUCCAGCCCUCCUCUGGCCACCCAAACUGUUGUGCCUCUACAGCACUGCAAGAUCCCCGAGCUGCCAGUCCAGGCCAGCAUUCUGUUUGAGUUGCAGCUCUUCUUCUGCCAGCUCAUAGCACUCUUUGUUCACUACAUCAACAUCUACAAGACAGUGUGGUGGUAUCCACCUUCCCACCCACCCUCCCACACCUCCCUGAACUUCCAUCUGAUCGACUUCAACUUGCUGAUGGUGACCACCAUUGUUCUGGGCCGCCGCUUCAUUGGGUCCAUCGUGAAGGAGGCUUCUCAGAGGGGGAAGGUCUCCCUCUUUCGCUCCAUCCUGCUGUUCCUCACUCGCUUCACCGUUCUCACGGCAACAGGCUGGAGUCUGUGCCGAUCCCUCAUCCACCUCUUCAGGACCUACUCCUUCCUGAACCUCCUGUUCCUCUGCUAUCCAGACAAGGGUUUCGCCAUCUUGCCCAGGCUGGUCUUGAUCUCAUGGCUGAAGCAGUUUCUCUACCUCUGCCUCCCAAGGUGCUGGGAUUACAGGUUUGGGAUGUACAUUCCGUUCCUGCAGCUGAAUUGCGACCUCCGCAAGACAAGCCUCUUCAACCACAUGGCCUCCGUGGGGCCCCGGGAGGCGGUCAGCGGCCUGGCGAAGAGCCGGGACUACCUCCUGACACUGCGAGAGACGUGGAAGCAGCACACAAGACAGUUGUAUGGCCCGGACGCCAUGCCCACCCAUGCCUGCUGCCUGUCGCCCAGCCUCAUCCGCAGCGAGGUGGAGUUCCUCAAGAUGGACUUCAACUGGCGCAUGAAGGAAGUGCUCGUCAGCUCCAUGCUGAGUGCCUACUAUGUGGCCUUUGUGCCUGUCUGGUUCGUGAAGAACACACAUUACUAUGACAAGCGCUGGUCCUGUGAACUCUUCCUGCUGGUGUCCAUCAGCACCUCCGUGAUCCUCAUGCAGCACCUGCUGCCUGCCAGCUACUGUGACCUGCUGCACAAGGCCGCCGCCCAUCUGGGCUGUUGGCAGAAGGUGGACCCAGCGCUGUGCUCCAACGUGCUGCAGCACCCGUGGACUGAAGAAUGCAUGUGGCCGCAGGGCGUGCUGGUGAAGCACAGCAAGAACGUCUACAAAGCCGUAGGCCACUACAACGUGGCUAUCCCCUCUGACGUCUCCCACUUCCGCUUCCAUUUCUUUUUCAGCAAACCCCUGCGGAUCCUCAACAUCCUCCUGCUGCUGGAGGGCGCUGUCAUUGUCUACCAGCUGUACUCCCUAAUGUCCUCUGAAAAGUGGCACCAGACCAUCUCGCUGGCUCUCAUCCUCUUCAGCAACUACUAUGCCUUCUUCAAGCUGCUCCGGGACCGCUUGGUACUGGGCAAGGCCUACUCAUACUCUGCUAGCCCCCAGAGAGACCUGGACCACCGUUUCUCCUGAGCCCUGGGGUGACCUCAGGGACAGCGUCCAGGCUUCAGCCAGGGGCUCCCUGGCAAGGGGCUGUUGGGUAGGAGUUGGGGGGGGAACAAAAGACAAAAAAAUCCACCAGAGCUUUGUAUUUUUGUUACGUACUGUUUCUUUGAUAAUUGAUGUGAUAAGGAAAAAAGUCCUAUUUUUAUACUCCCAA
This is a messenger RNA of Pongo pygmaeus (Bornean orangutan), 1981 nucleotides long. It is a transcript of the gene TMEM39B, whose product is annotated as transmembrane protein 39B. Gene Ontology annotation, cellular component: membrane. The record is from RefSeq and is a predicted model, not a curated record. The coding region runs from base 223 to 1794 and encodes 523 amino acids. NCBI's taxonomy places the organism in Eukaryota, Metazoa, Chordata, Mammalia, Primates, Hominidae. The transcript is spliced from 10 exons.